GAAGAGAGGCCACCGGCCUUCCCUUCCUUCCCCACUCUUACCCCCCUCCCGUAGCCAUGAAAUCCCGGCGGGACAAGCUGAACAUCCCGGCCCUGACCUUGGAUUUGUCGCCAAGUAACCAGAGCCCGACCCUGCUGAGCCCAUGCAGUCCAGCUAGCCCCUGCAGCCCAUUACUGACCCUGCACCCCUGGAGCUGCCGCAGUGGCAACAGGAAAAGCCUGGUGGUGGGGACGCCCUCGCCCACCCUCUCUCGACCUCUGUCCCCGCUCUCCGUGCCCACGGCCGGCAGCAGCCCCUUGGACAGUCCCCGGAACUUCUCGGCCAGCACAGCUGUGAACUUCCCCUUUGCACGAAGUCACGGCCCCCGGACUGACAGGGCUGAUGGCCGGAGAUGGUCACUUGCUUCUCUCCCUUCCUCUGGCUAUGGGACCAACACGCCCAGCUCUACUGUUUCGUCCUCCUCAUCCUCCCGAGAACGGUUGCACCAGCUACCAUACCAGCCAACGCCAGAUGAGCUCCACUUUCUUUCCAAGCACUUUCGCAGCUCGGAGAGCAUUGUGGAUGAGGAUGGGGGCCGCCGCUCACCCUGCAUGCGGCCUCGCUCCCGCAGCCUCAGCCCCGGGCGAACCUCAGGAGCCUUUGACAGUGACAUUGUCAUGAUGAAUCAUGUCUACAAGGAGCGAUUCCCCAAGGCCACUGCCCAGAUGGAGGAGCGCCUGCAGGACAUCAUCACCACCUUCUCUCCCUCCAACACCCUGGCCCUGGCUGACGGCGUCCUGAGCUUCAUUCACCACCAGAUAGUGGAGCUGGCUCGGGACUGCUUGGCGAAGGCUCGGGAGGACCUGGUCACCUCCCGCUACUUCUUGGAGCUUCAGGAAAAGUUAGAGAAGAUGCUGCAGGAUGCCCAUGAACGCUCAGAGAGCCAGGAGGUCACCUUCAUUGGCCAGCUUGUUCGAAAGCUCUUAAUUGUCAUCUCACGCCCGGCUCGUCUCUUGGAAUGCCUGGAAUUUGAUCCUGAAGAGUUCUACCACCUGCUGGAAGCGGCAGAAGGGCAUGCCCGAGCGGGUCAAGGCAUCAAGACAGACAUUCCUCGAUACAUCAUUGGUCAGCUGGGCCUCACCAAGGACCCUCUGGAGGAGAUGGUGCAGCUGGAUUCUCCGGAUGCCGGCUCCUCGACUGCACCUGAGGCCGGAGACCCACCGGAGAACCGAUCUCUCCCCGUCCCCUCCCGGAGGAAACCCUGCGAGAGUGACUUUGAGACCAUCAAGCUGAUCAGCAAUGGGGCAUAUGGGGCUGUGUACCUGGUCAGGCACCGGGAGACCCGCCAGCGCUUCGCUAUCAAAAAGAUCAACAAGCAGAACUUAGUGCUCCGGAACCAGAUCCAGCAAGUGUUUGUGGAGCGGGACAUCCUCACCUUUGCCGAGAACCCCUUUGUCGUCAGCAUGUUCUGCUCCUUUGAGACCCGCAGGCACCUCUGCAUGGUCAUGGAGUAUGUGGAAGGUGGGGACUGCGCCACGCUGCUGAAGAAUAUGGGUCCCCUCCCCGUGGACAUGGCCCGGAUGUACUUCGCAGAGACUGUCCUGGCUUUGGAGUAUCUGCACAACUAUGGCAUUGUGCACCGGGACCUUAAGCCAGACAACCUCUUAAUCACGUCCUUGGGCCACAUCAAGCUGACCGACUUUGGGCUGUCCAAGAUAGGGCUGAUGAGCAUGACCACAAAUCUGUAUGAGGGCCACAUUGAGAAGGACGCCCGCGAAUUUGUGGACAAGCAAGUCUGCGGGACCCCCGAGUACAUCGCACCUGAAGUGAUCUUCCGACAAGGCUACGGGAAGCCAGUGGACUGGUGGGCCAUGGGCGUCAUCCUCUAUGAAUUUCUCGUGGGCUGCGUCCCGUUCUUCGGCGACACCCCCGAGGAGCUCUUUGGCCAGGUCAUCAGCGAUGACAUCAUCUGGCCAGAUGGAGACGAGGCGCUGCCCACGGAUGCUCAGGACCUGAUCACAAAGCUGCUGAGGCAGAGUCCCCUGGACCGAUUAGGCACUGGUGGUGCCUACGAGGUAAAGCAGCACCCCUUCUUCCACAACCUCGACUGGACGGGUCUCCUGCGGCAAAAGGCAGAAUUCAUCCCACAGCUGGAGGCGGAAGAUGAUACCAGCUACUUUGACACUCGUUCGGAACGAUACCGCCACUUGGGCUCAGAGGACGACGAGACAAAUGAUGAGGAGUCCUCUACUGAAAUCCCCCAGUUUUCUUCCUGUUCUCACCGGUUCAGUAAGGUUUAUAGCAGUUCCGAAUUCCUGGCUGUUCAGUCAAACCUGAGCUUUUCCGACAGAAGCUGCAGUGAAGACAAGGAAGAAAGAUCGGACAGGUGGGAUCGGGGUGCGGCAGAGGAAGAGAAGACCCGCCCUUUGAGCACAGAAGUCAGGCUGAGGUCCUGGACAUCCUCUGGCUCGCUGCGGCACUCCUCCUCCUCCUCCUCCCAGCCUGAGAGGAGCCAGAGCCCCUCAUCCCUGAGCACCACCUACAGCCUGGACCCCAUGCCCAAGUUUGCCUUCUCCUCCGAGGACGAAGGCUCUAGCCAGGGACCUCUGAAGCCAGAGAGGCCAAUUUUCGUGUUAGGGGAACCCGAGGAACCAGUGAAAGAGACGACCAAAGCGUCUGCCCUCACAGCUGACGGUUCAAGCCUCAGCCACGUCCGAUUACGGAGCAAUAGCACCGGAGCAAAGAACUCCACGCCUCGAGGCCUGGAAGGCGGGGGGAGCCGGCGCCUCGGCAGCCAGAAAGAAACACCUGAGAAGCAGAAGACGUCCCCCGGCGGGGGCCGGGUGCCCAAAUCGGCCUCGGUCUCAGCCCUUUCCCUCGUCAUCACUUCAGAUGACUGCAGUAGUGGGGCCCUCAUGAGUCCCAUCUCUCCCCAUUCCCUCUCCUCCAACCCCUCCUCCCGGGACUCCUCCCCAAGCCGAGACUCCUCCAUUGGCAUCACCAACCUGCGGCCGCCCAUCAUCAUCCACAGCUCCGGCAAGAAGUUUGGCUUUAGCCUGAGGGCCAUCCGUGUCUACAUGGGCGACAGCGAUGUCUACACGGUGCACCACGUGGUCUGGAGCGUGGAGGAAGGGAGCCCUGCUCAUGAGGCUGGACUGCGGGCGGGAGACCUCAUCACACACAUCAACGGAGAGUCUGUGCUUGGACUGGUUCACAUGGACGUCGUGGAGCUGCUGCUGAAGAGCAACAGUAAGAUCUCCCUUAGAACCACCGCCCUGGAGAACACCUCCAUCAAGGUUGGCCCAGCCCGGAAACACAGCAACAAAGGCCGCAUGGCCCGCCGGAGCAAGAAGAGCAGGAAACGGGAGAAUCAGGACAGGAGGAAGUCUCUCUUUAAAAAGAUCUCCAAGCAGUCAACGAUGCUGCACACGAGUCGAAGUUUCUCUUCUGGGCUCCACCACUCCCUGUCUUCCAGUGAGAGCCUUCCUGGCUCUCCUACCCACAGCCUGUCCCCCGGACCAGCCACCCCCUGCCGCAGCCCUGCUCCUGAUGCCCCGCCAGAUACUGCAUCUCCACAGAGCACUUCGCCGUCCUCCAGCACUCCCACCUCCCCAGCGGGCCACAUCCGGCCUAGCUCCCUGCAUGGGCUGGCCUCCAAGCUGGGGGCCCCGCGAUAUAAAGUCGGUCGCCGGAAGUCAACGAGCAGCAUCCCUCCAUCCCCGCUGGCCUGUACUCCCUCCCCGGGACCCCAGCCCCCGUCACCGCAGAGAUCUCCAUCUCCUUUACCAGGUUACCCCAAAAACCUCUAUGCCUUCCAGGGUAAGACCUUGUCCCCCCCGAUGAUCACCAGGCAGACUUCUCGGCCGCGGAGUGCCGAGACCCCCCGAUCUCCUCUCCUGAAGCGAGGGCAGUCUGCUGACAAAAUUGCCCCCUCCUUGGUGGAAAAGAAGCCAUUGGGGGGCCGUAAGCUCACCCUUGAAAUGCCGGCAGGAGACGGGGAUGGCCUCGAGGAGACAUCCAUGCAGGCCGUCUCAGGGGCCGGCAGCGGUGGUCCCGGAGACCACGGCCGGGCGAGCCGGGGGAGAGACUGGGCCGCAGACCGUCAGGAGCGGGAUCAGGAGGUCGUGGUCAUGCGGCGCCUGAACCUCUCAGAGCGCCGAGACUCGUUCAAAAAACAAGAGGCUGUCCAGGAGGUGAGCUUUGAUGAACCCGAGCCCGGGGGCUUGGGGGACGAGGGCUCCUGCAGGCAGGAGGGCCAGGCGGAGCCGAGGGGGCCCGUCCCCCAGAUCGCUGUGCAGGGCUUGGAGGGCGAGGUGCACGAGCCAGGCUCGGCAGAGUGGGAAUGUCAGGGCUCUUAUCCUCCCCUCCAGCUGCUGGCCAAGGUCUACACCGAGCAGACGGACGGGACCAAGGCAGUCGAGUACAAGAGUCUCUCAUCCCAGCGGCGGAAUAGCAGGGACCUCCGGGACUUGGGCUCGGGGCAGCAGCCCCCCAGGGCGGGCCGAGCCCUUCGGGGCCCCCUGCAGGCCACCAAGUCUCUGCCCAUCCUUCAGCUCUCGGGAGGCCAGGAGCGGGCAGGACCUGACCCUCGAGCUCCCCGAGCCAGUCCCAGAGAUGCGAAGAAGAAGGACGGGGACCGGCGCUAGAAGCCACGCCCGAGGUGGGAAGUCACAGGAAGCGGAGCCUGCCCACCUAUCCCAUCGGGGCUUCCAGGCCUCCGCGCCCCGGCGAGGACCCCCCCCCCCACCCCUGCCCAUCCCACCCACUCUGCAUCUGCCUCUCAGAUCUGAGUCAAGUCGAUGCAUGCGUCCUCGUGACAGGGUGCGGGAGAAAGGAAACUCGCCACCUUCCAAAAGCCACGAACCUCAGGAAGAGCAAGCCUUCAGGAUGUGCCCGUUUGGGAGGGGGAAACAAAAAAGCAGAAAACACCAGACCCAGUGCAAGGAAACCACGGACCUGAACACAAACCACCACCACAAGUUUUUUUUUCUAUGAACUGGAAAGAAGUCUCCUUAUUUUUGUAGCGUGCAGGUGCUGUGGGUGAGAGAAGGCCUUUCCUCGGCCGGUCGGGCACUUUUGUAAAUAGCCGCGGAGGCAGAUCCCUACAAUUAAUUUAUUACUUUUAUAAGCUAAGAUGAGACUUGAGCACAGAGCUUCCGUGAAGGCACCUUGACCCAGGGGUGCUGUUUCCUCACCCACGUGUGAGAAACCCUCUGGAUCACUCCUGUCCGGGGCUUUUCUAUUUUUUUGGGUGGGAGGGGGGAGGGUUUGGUUUUUAACUCUGGCCUCAAACAGUAGCGUUGUCCCAGUGCCCAGGGGCCCAGCGAGGGCUCAUGGUGCCCCACAUCUGGCUGUGACGGAGUUGGGGAAGGGCUGGAUGCUGCACAGCUGUCUCCGUCCCGCUGUCACCCACCUGCUGUAGGCGAGAGGGGAAGGGGGUUCUUUCUGCUGAAGUCAGAAAUCUGUUCCCCGGUCCUGCUCAAGGGUGGGUGGAAGGUCUGUCUAGCCAAAGGUGUUUGGAUCAGGCUGUAUGAUUCAGAUGCAAUAGAACAACCCCCUGCCCCCCUAAAAAGCACCCAGUUUUCUCUUUUGGUGAGAUGCCCACCCACCCCACCCCCAGUCCCAUCCACAUGUACACUUGCAGCAGAAAUGGCAGAACUGCAAACUUCCCCUAAACUGUUUGUCACGGACUGUAGCUGCUAAUUGCAGGCCCCUUCUCUAUGUUCAGUGACCUUAAAGAAGGAAAGGUUAGGGCUAGAAGGA
Messenger RNA from Vombatus ursinus (common wombat), 5742 nucleotides. RefSeq names its product microtubule associated serine/threonine kinase 3 (gene MAST3). The record is from RefSeq and is a predicted model, not a curated record. Gene Ontology annotation, molecular function: magnesium ion binding; ATP binding; protein binding. The transcript is spliced from 28 exons. Lineage: Eukaryota; Metazoa; Chordata; Mammalia; Diprotodontia; Vombatidae. The coding region runs from base 57 to 4625 and encodes 1522 amino acids. Gene Ontology annotation, biological process: intracellular signal transduction; peptidyl-serine phosphorylation.